AUGGCCGCCGAUGCUUUGACAAUCGAAACUUUCACUGAAUAUGGAAUUGGCAUGGUCUUCCUCUUGGUCCGACUAUAUGCCCGACUGCACAUAGGAGGCAUUCGUGGGCUCGGGCUGGACGAUGUUUUUGCUGUCACUGGCAUGAUAUUUUGGACUAUGCUGACUGCCAUUAUCUACCUGCUGGGAAUAUAUGGCAACAAUAUCGGAUUAGACGAGCAAACAGCCAUGCUUGUCCCAGACAGCAAGAUGGCUGAUAUGAUUCUCGGAUCGAAGCUUGCCUUCAUGAACUGGAUAUGGUACAUUUGCUAUAUUUGGUGCCUGAAGGGUGUUCUUCUUUGCCUUUACUGGAAACUCACGCAAGGAACCUGGCACCGUCAUUUAGUUACGGCCGCUUCUGCAUUUUGCGGGAUUACUUGGUUCAUCUGCCUAUUGACACACAUCUGCAUCUGCAGACCAGUCGAGCAUAACUGGCAGAUCAAGCCUUACCCCGGAGGCAAGUCUCGACAGUCAUCUUCACCCGAAAACCCACAGCUAACCAAAUCAGACAACUGUACUCUCCGUGGCCCCCUUUACAUCGUCAUCGCCGUAUUCAACGUAAUAUCUGACGCCUGUAUAAUCCUAAUCCCAAUCCCAAUCCUCGCCAAACUCCAAGUCCCACUCCAACGCAAAUUAAUCCUGGUAUUAAUGUUCUCCUCGGGAUUUUUCAUUAUGAUCUGCACAAUUCUGCGCGCCUACUAUUCACUCUCGUCAAUCACAAAUCUCCCCACAGCACUAGGCUGGGCGGACCGUGAAUGCUUCGUCGCAGCCAUCGUCGUCUCCCUACCCGGUAUCAAACCGCUCUUCCGCAACUCACGCUGGCUGGGCUCAACCAAUCACAAAAACUCCAAGAGCCCCUACUACAAUAGCGAUGCGUAUAAUGGGGGUGGGUCGAAGUCCGGGAAGACGAAGACGUUUGUUUCGUCGCGGUCUCGAAAGAGUGGCGGAUUUGAGCUGGAUAGUGUGCUGCAUACAAAGGGGGGUCGCCUUUCUGAGGCUGGGAGUGAGGAGUACAUUCUUGAAGGAAAUCAGGGCGUACUCGGUGCUGGACAGCAGGAUCCGAUGGCCAUUCGGGUUACGACGGAGUAUAGUCUUGAACGGGAGCAGGGGAAGUUGGAUCAGAUGAAGUCUUGA
Messenger RNA from Penicillium coprophilum, 1170 nucleotides. RefSeq lists its product as uncharacterized. The transcript has 5 exons. The record is from RefSeq and is a predicted model, not a curated record. NCBI's taxonomy places the organism in Eukaryota, Fungi, Ascomycota, Eurotiomycetes, Eurotiales, Aspergillaceae. The coding region runs from base 1 to 1170 and encodes 389 amino acids.